Messenger RNA from Mastomys coucha (southern multimammate mouse), 10107 nucleotides. It is a transcript of the gene Gabbr1, whose product is annotated as gamma-aminobutyric acid type B receptor subunit 1. The transcript has 23 exons. Gene Ontology annotation, biological process: gamma-aminobutyric acid signaling pathway; G protein-coupled receptor signaling pathway. The coding region runs from base 447 to 3329 and encodes 960 amino acids. Gene Ontology annotation, cellular component: membrane; G protein-coupled receptor heterodimeric complex. Lineage: Eukaryota; Metazoa; Chordata; Mammalia; Rodentia; Muridae. Gene Ontology annotation, molecular function: G protein-coupled GABA receptor activity. The record is from RefSeq and is a predicted model, not a curated record.
CCUUCCUCCCUCCGCCCGAGAGCUUCCCCGGUCCCCGGCGCCGCCUCCUUCCCUCCCGGCACCGUGCUCUCGCGGCCGCCGUCGCCCCGGGGAAGGAGAGACGGGGGUGGGGUUUGCGGGUAGCUAUCGAGAAGGGGAGAGACCCCGGCCAGGCAGGAGCCUGGAUUCCUGUGGAAGAAGAACAGGGGGAGGGGAAGCUGGAGGACCGGGAGGGAGAACGGGGAGCCGCGGCCGGGCCUGGGCCCUUGAGGCCCGGGGAGAGCCGCGGAGCCGGACCGGCCGCCGAGCCCGUGCGGCUCCGCCCCCGCCUCCUCCGCGGGGCGCCCUCCGCGUCCCGAACCGCGCAGUCGGAGCCGGUGAGGCGCGCGGAGCGAGACCUGUCCGUCCGCUGGCCCAGGCCGCUGUCGGCGGGCUCCUCCGUGCCCUCAUGGCUGCCUUUUCCUCAGAUGCUGAUGUUGCUGCUGGUACCUCUCUUCCUCCGCCCUCUGGGCGCUGGCGGGGCGCAGACCCCCAACGCCACCUCGGAAGGUUGCCAGAUUAUACAUCCGCCCUGGGAAGGUGGCAUCAGGUACCGUGGCUUGACUCGCGACCAGGUGAAGGCCAUCAACUUCCUGCCUGUGGACUAUGAGAUUGAAUAUGUGUGCCGGGGGGAGCGCGAGGUGGUGGGACCCAAGGUGCGUAAGUGCCUGGCCAACGGCUCCUGGACGGAUAUGGACACACCCAGCCGCUGUGUCCGAAUCUGCUCCAAGUCUUAUUUGACCCUGGAAAAUGGGAAGGUUUUCCUGACGGGUGGGGACCUCCCAGCUCUGGAUGGAGCCCGGGUGGAUUUCCGAUGUGACCCCGACUUCCAUCUGGUGGGCAGCUCCCGGAGCAUCUGUAGUCAGGGCCAGUGGAGCACCCCCAAGCCCCACUGCCAGGUGAAUCGAACGCCACACUCAGAACGGCGUGCAGUAUACAUCGGGGCGCUGUUUCCUAUGAGCGGGGGCUGGCCGGGGGGCCAGGCCUGCCAGCCCGCGGUGGAGAUGGCGCUGGAGGACGUUAACAGCCGCAGAGACAUCCUGCCGGACUACGAGCUCAAGCUUAUCCACCACGACAGCAAGUGUGACCCAGGGCAAGCCACCAAGUACUUGUACGAACUACUCUACAAUGACCCCAUCAAGAUCAUCCUCAUGCCUGGCUGCAGUUCUGUCUCCACACUUGUAGCCGAGGCUGCCCGGAUGUGGAACCUUAUUGUGCUCUCAUACGGCUCCAGCUCACCAGCCUUGUCAAACCGACAGCGGUUUCCAACGUUCUUCCGGACACAUCCAUCUGCCACACUCCACAAUCCCACCCGGGUGAAACUCUUCGAAAAGUGGGGGUGGAAGAAGAUUGCCACCAUCCAGCAGACCACCGAGGUCUUCACCUCAACGCUGGAUGACCUGGAGGAACGAGUGAAAGAGGCCGGGAUUGAGAUCACUUUCCGACAGAGUUUCUUCUCAGAUCCAGCUGUGCCUGUUAAAAACCUGAAGCGUCAAGAUGCUCGGAUCAUCGUGGGACUUUUCUAUGAGACCGAAGCCCGGAAAGUUUUUUGUGAGGUCUUUAAGGAAAAGCUCUUUGGGAAGAAGUAUGUCUGGUUCCUCAUUGGGUGGUAUGCUGACAACUGGUUCAAGACCUCUGACCCCUCAAUUAACUGUACGGUGGAAGAGAUGACUGAGGCGGUGGAGGGCCACAUCACCACGGAGAUUGUCAUGCUGAACCCUGCUAACACCCGAAGCAUUUCCAACAUGACAUCACAGGAAUUUGUGGAGAAACUAACCAAACGGCUGAAAAGACACCCCGAGGAGACUGGAGGCUUCCAGGAGGCACCACUGGCCUAUGAUGCUAUUUGGGCCUUGGCUUUGGCAUUGAACAAGACCUCCGGAGGAGGUGGCCGCUCGGGCGUGCGCCUGGAGGACUUUAACUACAACAACCAGACCAUUACAGACCAAAUCUACCGGGCCAUGAACUCCUCCUCCUUUGAGGGUGUUUCUGGCCAUGUGGUCUUUGAUGCCAGCGGCUCCCGGAUGGCAUGGACGCUUAUCGAGCAGCUUCAGGGCGGCAGCUACAAGAAGAUCGGCUACUACGACAGCACCAAGGAUGAUCUUUCCUGGUCCAAAACAGACAAGUGGAUCGGAGGGUCUCCCCCAGCUGACCAGACCUUGGUCAUCAAGACAUUCCGUUUCCUGUCACAGAAACUCUUUAUCUCCGUCUCAGUUCUCUCCAGCCUGGGCAUUGUUCUUGCUGUUGUCUGUCUGUCCUUUAACAUCUACAACUCCCACGUUCGUUAUAUCCAGAACUCCCAGCCCAACCUGAACAAUCUGACUGCUGUGGGCUGCUCACUGGCACUAGCUGCUGUCUUCCCCCUUGGGCUGGAUGGUUACCACAUAGGGAGAAGCCAGUUCCCAUUUGUCUGCCAGGCCCGCCUUUGGCUCUUGGGCUUAGGCUUUAGUCUGGGCUAUGGCUCUAUGUUCACCAAGAUCUGGUGGGUCCACACAGUCUUCACAAAGAAGGAGGAGAAGAAGGAAUGGAGGAAGACCCUAGAGCCCUGGAAACUGUACGCCACUGUAGGCCUGCUGGUGGGCAUGGAUGUCCUGACUCUUGCCAUCUGGCAGAUUGUGGACCCCUUGCACCGAACCAUUGAGACUUUUGCCAAGGAAGAACCAAAGGAAGACAUUGAUGUCUCCAUUCUGCCCCAGCUGGAGCACUGCAGCUCCAAGAAGAUGAAUACAUGGCUCGGCAUUUUCUACGGUUACAAGGGGCUGCUGCUGCUUCUGGGAAUCUUUCUUGCUUAUGAGACCAAAAGUGUGUCUACUGAAAAGAUCAAUGACCACAGGGCUGUGGGCAUGGCUAUCUACAAUGUUGCGGUCCUGUGUCUCAUCACCGCUCCUGUGACCAUGAUCCUUUCCAGCCAGCAGGACGCAGCCUUCGCCUUCGCCUCUCUGGCCAUUGUGUUCUCAUCCUACAUUACUCUGGUUGUGCUCUUUGUGCCCAAGAUGCGCCGGUUGAUCACCCGAGGCGAAUGGCAGUCUGAGGCUCAGGACACCAUGAAAACAGGUUCAUCCACCAACAACAACGAGGAAGAAAAGUCCCGACUGUUGGAGAAGGAGAACCGCGAAUUAGAAAAGAUCAUCGCCGAGAAAGAGGAGCGUGUCUCUGAACUGCGCCAUCAGCUCCAGUCUCGGCAGCAGCUUCGCUCACGGCGCCACCCCCCAACACCCCCAGACCCCUCUGGGGGCCUUCCCAGGGGACCCUCAGAGCCCCCUGACCGACUUAGCUGUGAUGGGAGUCGAGUACAUUUGCUUUACAAGUGAGGGGGUAUCGAGAAGGAUAAGGCCAGUAGGGGAGGGAAGGGUGUGGGAAGUGGGUGGGGGACUGGGAGGAGGGUAAGGACUCCUAUCUCCAACCUGGGGCUCCAAUCCCCCUCUUAUAAAUACAUGUCACUCUGUGCAUCUGGGUUUAUUUGGGUCUUCCGUACUCUGGGAAACAGAUUGUUUUCUUUCUUUCCAUAUAAUUUUAUAUCGCUACUUCACAGUUUUGUUUGAACCCUGCUUGGAGCUAUUCACUCAUGACUCCAGAGGGGCAUCUUGUGUUUUCUACCAUAGCCUGUCUUGUAUAGUUACCACAGCAACUCCUGCCAUUUCAGCAGCAGGGGGUCUUCCUACAUUAGUAGGGCUCUCUCCAUUUCUCAGCAUCAGAAUCUCCUUCCAUCAUCCUUCUCCUUCUACAUAUCCCCAUGUCUUCCUCUCCUUAAAUGUUGCUUCUUCCAGGGGCCUCAUCACACACACACACCACACACACACACACACACACACACACACACACUGUGCAUCCUCUCCUCUCCUAGGCAGCUGGAUAUGGUUCUGUGCAAGUGUGUUCUUUUCUGAAUGCUGUUAUCACUUGGGGUGUCUGCAUACGCUGCACCUCUGAAUGCUCAGUGGUUGUGGGUGUGUGCUGUGGCAGGUGUGUAUGAUGUGUUGAGCACACUAUGCUGUCUUCCUCAUGUGCACACAUGUCUAUCUAUGUUUUAUUUGUGUGCCUCUGUGCAUUGUGUAUUUUUUUCUGUGCAUUUUAGUAUUAUCAUGUGUGUGUAGUGUGUGUGUGUGUGUGUGUGUGUGUGUGUUGCCCUGACUGGUUCAUGGUGGCAGGCUUCCUGUCUCAGCCUUCUGAGUAUUGGGAUUACAGUUGCCUGCCUAGCUGAAUGUCCUGUCUUCUUCCAGCAGAGCCAUGUGCACCCAACAUGCACGUAGUUAAGCAGGCUCUCCCCGGUACAUGUUUUCUGAGCCAUCCAUACCCUCUCCUUGGCCUUAGGUUUACCCUCAAGUGUUCCCUCUCAUCUCAGGCGUCCCACCUUGGGUCUGUACAAUCGUCUCUCAGAACUACUGCAUCUUGGUUUUCUUUUCUUUAUUAUCAUUAUUAUUAUUUUUUUCAGAACUAAGGGGAAAAGAAAUGGGGACAGGUUGGAGGCUGUUUCCAGUGGAUGGUGGGUGCACAUCCUGACCAAAUGAAGGCACGGACAGAUGGACUGACGGGGCGGGAGGCGGCGUCCCUUUCACACUGUGGUAUCUCUUGUGGGAAGGAUCUCCCAGAAUCUCAAUAAAGCAGUGAACAGUGUGACUCAGCUCCUCAGCCUCUGUCCUGUGAACUGAGUGGGCUCCAGGAAGAGAGAAGCCCAGAUUCUCAGGAUUGGAGCUAAUGAAAAAAAAGCUUUGAAGCAGAGAGGUGCAAAGAACCGUGUGAUCAUUCCAUGCAGGGAUUAGCGGGGCAGAGCAAGACGAAGAGACGACGAAGGCCCCCGUUAGUGAGUGAUGGCAUUAGCGGUUAAAAGUGGGGGCUCUGGAGUCAGACCUGCACCACAUGCAGAAGUGCCCCCUAAUCUCUAUUCUCCACUUUUGUGAUUCGAUGAUAACAGUAAUGAUGAUGCGUUUCUUCUCCGUGGAGUGCACACAAGAACUAGGCUAAUGAUGCAUCCCAGUGCCUGGAUCUGCUUGGUCCACCGUAGCAGCCUCUGUUACUGCUGCCUUCUGGAUUCCCUGACAGCGGUGGGCAUGCUCUGGGAGCCUGGAGCAGGUGGCCGAGCAGAUGUGAGGAGUCUUCUUCCUCAGAAAAGAAGAAUCACAAGCAAACAGUGACUGCCAGGUUCUGGCAUAAGUGCCUCAGAACUUGAGAACCGUCCUCUAAGGAACUCUGAGCAGCUUGGGAAGAGUUUUUGAUCAAGAUGAAUGUUUGAAAAGCCCGGAGGAGAAGACUUGAGUUUUUGUAAUUCUUUAAGGUGAUGCUCCUCUUGCUGCAUGGAAGCUUUAAGGGUUGGAUGGGCUCCAUCAUUUCACUGUCCUGUUUGUGGCAGGUUAGAUCUUAAGCCUCCUUUCAAAACAACCCGUAGUGAUUAUCCACGUUGGAGCAAUUGGAUUUAAUUUGAGUUCCCCUUCUUCCUGCAGUGAACUCUUCUCAAAGAAAGGAGAGGCCUGUGGGGUAGAGAAACCCGAAGUGUAGAAAUUAACAGUCGGCUUUAGACACUACGGCCGUAGUCACAAACCAGCCCCUGGGUAGACCAAAGUUACAUCCUAAACCAGUGUUGCACUUAGGCGGGCAGUGAAUAGUCAAAGUUUAGAAGUCCCACAAUAGCCAAGGGUGAGGCAGACUAUAUGGCAAGAGAACGCAAUAACCCCAAGUAGCAGAGUUGAGAGAAGUGCUUGAUGCGGAGGUCUGAGGGAGCUAUUGGUCCCUGGGCUCAGCGGGGCUGACUGUACCUGCAGCUUUGCCUCAGGCAGUAUAUCCUGCCCUCUUGACUACCUGCUAGUCCUCAUGCUCUGUCACACACUUAAGGUCUUCCUCAUCUCUGCCCCAGCCCCAGCCACUAGAGCUUCCUGCUGUGUGACUGUUAUCUUUGAAAUUCACUUAACAUAGGGUUUCACCUCUAUGGCCCAGGCUAGCCUCACCUUCACCGUAUAGUUCAUGCUAUCCUUGAACUGUCCUCUUGCCGAGACUUCUCAAGUCCUUGUGUUAUAGGUUGUACUACCAUGCCUGUUAACGGGUAGAGUGUUUUGUUUUGUUUCAGUACAGGGUCUUGUCGUAUAGCUGGUAUGUGGUACUUACUGUAUAGCCCAAGCUGGUCUUGAACUCUUGGUAGUCUUCUUGCUUCAGCCUUUCAAGUAUUGGGUUUCAGGUGUUAAACAUUGUGCCUGGCGGCAGAAUUUCAGUUUAUUUUCUAGAGGGGGAGGGCUUGUUAUGCAGCUCUGGCUGGGUAGUCUAGGAUGGAAUGUACAGAAGUCCUGCAGCCUCCCUAGGGAUUACAGUCAUGAGCAUCUGGCUCAGUUAGGAAGUGCUGACUAAAUGAGUCAGUUACUAUGGCAGGAUGUACUUACUUCUAGGAACUGGGAAAGAGAAGUGAGCAAGAUGGCCUCUAUAAGAGGGAAGGGAGAGAGACACAGACCCCCUCAGGACAGUCUUAUGGAAUGGGUUUGCAUGCUCAUUACCUGGCCAGGAGCCCACAACCAGGGUCGAGGAACGUUGUCAGCAGUAGGGAGUGAAGCCAAUGUCCAGACUGUGCACAGACUACUGUGUAGUCUAGUACCCACAACAACCUAACAACAGCAACAUCUUUGUUUCUAUGGGAUAGGUGUUAAAUAGGCUACAACGCAAGGAGUCCACACUAUACAAUGGCCUGCAGGUUUGAGAGCAAUUAAAUAACCUCUAGAAGCAGCUGACUAUAAUUUGCCUCGUGCUCUAGCAGAGGCAUGGUUUUGCCAGAACAGCUGAAGCAGAGGUAACAAGCGAACUCUGGUAGAACCUACUGCAAGGUGCAUAUGUGGACUGCAUAAAGCUCAAACUUUUUUUUUAAUUUUUUUUGCCUUGAUAUGUUUUCUCCCACGGACAAAAUAAGCCAAUUCAGGUUUAUUGGGGGCAGCUCUCAUGUGGGAAAAGCUGGGUACAGAGAGGGAGGGGAAGGGAGAGAAGAAGGAAAGGAGAGAGAGAAUAUGAAUAUGAACCAAAAUGUCUGGAUUGUAUAGUGAAGAACCCAGACCCAGGGCUGGAAAGUUCAGGACAGAGCGCAGGAUAUGCCAGCCACGCCCUGUAACAGGUAGGGACUGAGGGAUGCUGGGGAGAACCUGGAGGCCAGGACUGCUUUGGUAUGCUAAAUAGACACCUUGGCUUGCUUGUCUCAGGACUGAAACCCUACAUAACUUACGAUUACUGGGCUCACCAUGCAAAGGGGAGAGAGUAUUACGGAAUGGAUUUUCUUAGCACGCACGCGCGCGCGCGCACACACACACACACACACACAAAGACAUAGAAAGGGUUUCUGAUCUAAUCGUAAAAGGUAGAAUAAGAUUAUGUCAAUUAUCAAGAACAGACCCAGCAGAAUUUUGGGAACUUUUCAGAGGGUGUAUAAAUGCUAGUGCUUCCAGAGGCGGGGUUGAUUGGUUGUCAUUGGCCAUUUAGUGGAGUUGGCUGCAGUCUGUUAGUAAUUGUGUUCCAAGAAGAAGUGGGGGGAAAAAGAAGAUAGAUCUAGGGACCUCUUUCCUUUCCUGUAUCCCCUCUAUCCUGGUUUCCUUCCUGUUUAGUAUUAGGGAGUUAAGAGGGUGGAGAAGGAUGGAAGAAGAACCCACAAAGUGGUAAAGACCAGCUACACACAUGCUUUUGUGAAAACUAGUAAUGAACACAGAGGCUGGGGGGCAGAGCGGGGGUGGUGGUGGUGGUGGUGGUGGUGGUGGUGGUGGAGGAGAGGAUGACUAUACAAGUUAGUCUACGCAAAGGAGAUGAAUUUUAUUUCUGAGUGAGCUGGUGGAGGGGAAAGGUGUUUGAGGAAGGAGAUCAGGGAAAGUGGUAAAUACCGGCUUGUGAAUUAAAAUUUGUUAUGUUGAUUUAAGUAAGUGCCCUCUUCUCUGCUGAGAACGAGGCCUUUUUAAAUGCAAAUUUUCUUUUGAAAAGGAAAUUUUGUUCCCAGCUGGGCAGCAUCCCUGGGGGAGUUGAUUUUCCUGUAGCCUUUAGCUCCAAGUAAUUGCUAGAGGCCUGUGUUAAAGCCUGGAGCUGUGCAGGGUGUGGUGACUGCCUUUAAUCUCUGAAGUCAGAAGCUGGAGGCGCCCUUGAGUUUCAGACCAGCCAGGGCAACCUGGUGAGACUGUCUCAAAAAUCAAAUACUGUAAGGAUCCAAAAAAUCCCCGAAGGAAGACCUCAGACUCAGUAUGCAAAAACAAAGAGUGUUUAUUCCUUAGAAACAACCAGCAUGUGAGGGUCAGUCAUUCUUUGAAAUGGCGACCCCAGACAUAGGCACGCAGGCCUUCUUAUAGGGAACCAGGGCAACACUCUAGAAGGAUUAGGUAAACUAAAAUUUCAUUGGUAGGUGCUAAGGGAUUCACGGGUGGUCAGUGGUCUGUAUUCCUAUGUCAUGAAUGUUUGUUUAGCCAUGUGAUGAAAUAGGGCUGCCUAGUGCAAACCGCACAUUCUGAGAUAUUUCUCCCAGGCUGUUCCCUGGGAGGGAGUUAUAUGAUCUUGUUCUAGAUUUUCUGGUCUGUCCUUGGAACUGGCCACUUAUGGCCUUUUUUCUUGAAAUCAGGCCUGGUCCUUAAGUGGAGACAAAUGGGACUUAUGUUGUCCUUACAAUACAAAUAUAAAAAUAAAGCUGUGUGUUUUGAGGAAUUAUUCCACUACAGGUUUAGGGUACUGGUUAACUGUGCACAGUAAGAGGCUAGCUUUGCUGGGGACUAGCUUUGCUAGUGAACUGAUGGUCAGAAAGGACAUGCGGGUGUAGCCCUGAGCUUCCACACUAAUGUCUCUGACUCCUGUGGUAUUCACAGGUAUCUGCUAAGUUUUGUAAGGGUCAAUGAUUCGAAGAAGAAUGACAUCCCAGACUCAAAUAGUAUGUAAACACAGAGCGUUUUUUUCUGCAUAAGUCCAGUGUGCUGCGGGUCUCCCAUUACCACACUAGGGAGAAAACCAAGUGAGCUUGCAGGCCUGAUUUAAAGGACAUUAGGGAAUUCUGGGGUAGGUGACCUCUAUGUUGAUCUGUGGGGUCCAUCUCUAUUACCCCGGUGUGGGGACUGAAACCUUGCUGGGGAGGUCUGGUAACUGCUGCUGACCCAUUUGUCCUUGCCUCAGGCCAGGUGGCGGGGCAGCUUCUGAUGUCUGGAAUUGCCCAGUUCUUGGAAACAGAUUUAGGUCUAGUCUCCAUAACUGCCAGUUUGAAGCCCGUCAUGGAAUCAGCCUGGCCCUCUCAGUGCUGACUCUCUGGAAACCCUAACUACUGAAGGUUGGAAACUAAAGCAAUCUUUAUUUAAUAAUCUUUGGUUCCUUGACUUUUCUAAGUCCCAUCUUGAUGUACAUUAUGCAUAGUUCUCUCUACACAGCUCAGGCCCCAGUCUCUCCUCAGAUAAUCCUGAUUCUCAAGUCAGCAGAUAUUUCAAAUAUUCUCUCUGCUGUGGGACAGAUUUCCAGAAAACAAUGUCUGCUCUGCCCUGUGGAGAACACAGGGUUCCUUCUGAGGGUUCUUGGUCUUACAGAUAAAAAGGAUUUAAGAGGGAACUUAGAAGAAUACUUGACAAUUUGGAGUUUGGGGGUGGGGGAAGAAAAGACAGGCAAGCCUGAAAUUUCAGCUAUUGCCUAGAGGAGAGAGCUGGCCAAAGGAGGGAGAGUUAGGCUGUCUAGAUCGAUAUCUAACAAGCAUGGGUUCGGUAGAGGAUGUUUGAGCACCUGUAUGGGAGGUGUGCUAUGUAGGUGUGGCUCUCCAGAGACAGAAACUGUAAGGGCAAGAAGUUUAGGAUUUUGGCUGGCUAAUAACCAAGAAAGGGGAGACAGAGGUCAAAAAGAGAAGUUACAUUUUCUUAGGGCACAGAAAAGCAGGAAGGGUUAGCAACGAGGAUUUAAAGUUAAACUACAUGGAGAGAAGGGAUUCUAGGGUACAUAUCUCAUUUAGAGGGUAGGUAGUCUUUUCAUCUUAACAUGUCUUUAAGUAGGACAGCAUUCCUGAGGGGCAGCUUCCUAUCCUGGUGACUGAUAGUUCUAUUUGGGUUAGCAUCUAAGACAGGGGCCUAUACUGUGCUUUUGUGAUCUUACACUGUUUUUCGCCAUUCCAAUAAAACUUUACAAAAACAG